ACUUGGACGACACGCUGAAAGCGACGGCUAAGGAAAACAGAGCGCUGCGGGCUUGGGGAAAAGGAGAUGGUUGGUUGUCGGUACAUUCGACCGGCAGCUUUCGAUCAGCCAUAUUCCUGGGAAGAGACGCCCGUAAAAAUCCGCAGUGCUAGUCGAUGAUCUUCCAAUCCAUAGGAUCCCAAACACAGGCGGCGAGAUAAAUUUGUAUGCGAACAAGCAACGUUACGGGAACGGGGAAGAAGAGAAAGACGUUGUGGAGAAGGGAUCCUACGAGGGGGACCGCAAAAUGCCGAUUGAUUUUUACUACUUCCCGCUCAGUCCACCGAGUCGGUCGGUUAUGUUGCUCGCAAAAGCGAUCGGUGUUCACCUGAACUUGAAGACGGUCAAUGUGCUAAAAGGGGAGCACAUGAAGCCGUCCUUUAUAAAGAUAAAUCCACAGCACAUGAUACCAACCAUAGUUGAUAACGGAUUCAUUUUAUGUGAAAGCCGGCCGAUCAUGGGAUAUUUAGUCAGCAAGUAUGCGAAAAAUGACUCAUUGUACCCCAAAGAUUCGAAAAAGAGAGCCAAAGUGGACGAAAUGCUAUUCUUCGACAAUGGGACACUCUACCCGAAUAUACUGAAAUGUUAUCCUCCUGUCAUGUUGGGUGUAAAGAACUCCAUUGAGGAAAGUGAAGUGCGAGCAGUAGAGAAAUCCUGUGAAAGAUUGAACAUUUUCCUUGAAGGCAAUGAGUUCGUUGCAGGGGAUGCACUAACGAUUGCUGAUAUCUCUAUCAGUACAUCUAUUAUAUUUUUACAGUGUUUCAGCUUCGAUAUUGGCAGGUAUGACAACGUGGCAGCGUGGUUCAAUCGUUGCAAAGAGCACCUCGAUAAAUUCGGGUUCGAAGAAGUGCACGCUGAAGGAACGAAACAGUUUACCGAGUGGUAUCAGCAGAAUUUAUUGGGGCCCAGUUAACGCCGAUACCCUAGCUGUUGUAAAACCAUAGCGAUCGAUAAUGGUUCACCGGUGAUCGAGAUAAAACGUGAAACCCGCAGUUCCUGUAAUAGGACUAUCUCGCAUAAAAUCUAAUUUACAAGUCAGCUCGUUACAAAUCGUUAUCGUCCUUUUGAAUUAAACUUUAACGUGAUUCGCAUAGGAUAUAAUCAACUCUUUAUUUGCCUGUGUCACUUUGAAGUCAUAUAUUAAUAUAUUGGCAUCUUGCUGAUUUAUUUCACUCUGCAUAGCAAAAUAACAAAUAGAAUUAAGUAAUUAACCAGUUAAAUGUAGAAUUUAGUUUGAAAAAUCUCUCAUUGCGCACGCAAUAAAAUUAAAUAAUAAAGU
This is a messenger RNA of Nomia melanderi (Alkali bee), 1318 nucleotides long. Its product is annotated as glutathione S-transferase 1-like. Gene Ontology annotation, molecular function: glutathione transferase activity. The record is from RefSeq and is a predicted model, not a curated record. NCBI's taxonomy places the organism in Eukaryota, Metazoa, Arthropoda, Insecta, Hymenoptera, Halictidae. Gene Ontology annotation, biological process: glutathione metabolic process.